UGUCACAUAAAAUAUAUAUAUUAUAAUAGAUAUAUAUAAAAAUUAAAAUAUAAAAUGGGUUUCCGUUUCUUAGAUAUCGUCAAACCAUUUACCUCAAUUAUUCCAGAAGUUGGUCAACCAGAUAGAAAGGUUCCAUUCCGUGAAAAGGUAUUAUGGACUGCUAUUUGUUUAUUUAUUUUCUUAGUUUGUUCACAAAUCCCACUUUAUGGUAUUAGAUCAACCGAUUCAUCAGAUCCAUUCUAUUGGGCUAAAGUUAUUAUGGCUUCAAAUAGAGGUACUUUAAUGGAAUUAGGUAUUUCACCAAUUGUUACUUCUGGUAUGGUUAUGCAAUUAUUAGCUGGUGCUAAAUUAAUUGAAAUCGAUCAAUCUGUUAAACAAGAUAGAGAUUUAUUCUCAGCUGCCCAAAAAUUAUUCGGUAUGUUAAUUUGUAUUGGUCAAGGUACAGCUUAUAUUUGGUCAGGUACAUAUGGUGAUCCAUCAGUUUUAGGUUUUGGCAAUUGCUUCUUAAUUGUUUUACAAUUAUUCUUUGCAGGUAUUAUUGUCAUGCUUUUAGAUGAACUUUUACAAAAAGGUUAUGGUAUUGGUUCAGGUAUUUCACUUUUCAUUGCCACCAACAUUUGUGAAACUAUUAUUUGGAAAACAUUCUCACCAACCACCAUCAACACUGGUAGAGGUACCGAAUUUGAAGGUGCAGUCAUUGCUCUUUUCCACUUAUUACUCACCCGUAACGAUAAAGUCAGAGCCCUCAAAGAAGCCUUCUACAGACAAAACCUUCCAAAUGUCACUAAUCUUUUAGCCACCGUUUUAAUUUUCUUAGUUGUUAUUUAUUUCCAAGGUUUCCGUGUAGAUCUUCCAGUCAAAUCAACUCGUGUCGCUGGUCAACAAGGUACUUACCCAAUCAAAUUAUUCUACACCUCAAAUAUUCCAAUUAUUCUUCAAUCAGCUUUAGUUUCAAAUCUUUAUUUCAUCUCACAAUUAUUAUACCGUCGUUUCCCAGACAAUAUUUUAAUUAAUUUACUUGGUGCAUGGAGAAAUUCCGAAUAUGGUGGUUACAUGAUCCCAACUGGAGGUCUUACCUAUUACAUUUCAUCACCAAAUAACAUCAGCGCCGUUAUUGCCGAUCCAUUCCACGCUUUAUUCUACGUUGUUUUCAUGUUAACUUCAUGUGCCCUCUUCUCUAAAGUUUGGAUCGAAGUCUCUGGUUCAUCUGCUCGUGACGUUGCCAAACAACUCAAAGACCAAGGUAUGACCAUGAAAGGUCAUCGUGAUACUUCAGUUAUCAAGGAACUCAACCGUUACAUUCCAACUGCUGCUGCCUUUGGUGGUCUUUGCAUUGGUGCUUUAACUGUUAUUGCCGAUUUCUGUGGUGCCAUUGGUUCAGGUACAGGUAUUCUUUUAGCCGUUACUAUCAUUUAUCAAUACUUUGAAACCUUUGUUAAAGAACAACAAGAAUUAGGUGGUUUAAGUGGUUUAUUCUAAAUUUAAAUCAAUAAUUCAAAAAUAAUUCUUUAAAAAAAAAAAAUAAUAAUAAUAAUCCAGUAAAAUAAUACAACCUAUAUAAUUUUAAAAAAAAAAAAUUUAUAAAAAAAAAAUAAAAAAAAAAUUU
Messenger RNA from Dictyostelium purpureum, 1606 nucleotides. RefSeq lists its product as uncharacterized. Gene Ontology annotation, cellular component: Sec61 translocon complex; membrane. The record is from RefSeq and is a predicted model, not a curated record. The transcript is spliced from 3 exons. Gene Ontology annotation, biological process: SRP-dependent cotranslational protein targeting to membrane, translocation; post-translational protein targeting to membrane, translocation. Gene Ontology annotation, molecular function: ribosome binding; signal sequence receptor activity; transmembrane protein transporter activity. NCBI's taxonomy places the organism in Eukaryota, Evosea, Eumycetozoa, Dictyosteliales, Dictyosteliaceae. The coding region runs from base 55 to 1479 and encodes 474 amino acids.